AUGGCGGACUUCUUUAAACUCCUAGCAGAUACGUCUAUCCCAGAGCAGCUUGCCCUCUUCGACCCGGGUUUCCGCCGAGUUCCUUCAUUCCUUCAAGGUCACCAGUCCAUCAAAAGUAAAGCCGGAAUUGAUGGUGUUGUGCACGUGAAGGCGGGAACCUGCGAGGUGAUCGCCGCACACCGCUGCUGCAACAAGAACAAGAUCGAGGAGCGAUCCCAGACCGUCAAAUGCUCCUGCUUCCCCGGACAGGUGGCCGGGACAACAAGAGCGGCGCCAUCUUGCGUGGACGCGUCCAUAGUUGCACAGAAGUGGUGGUGCCAGAUGCACCCCUGCAUGGAUGGGGAGGAGUGCAAAGUGCUGCCAGACCGGAAAGGAUGGAGCUGCAGUACCGGAAACAAAGUAAAGACGACCAAGGUCACCCGAUAGUCCCCUACGUCCAGGAUAACCUUGUUUAGCAGCGGACGUCUCCUUGUCUGACCGAUACCACGGGAACCCUGGACGGAUGUCAUCUGUUGUGAGAUAAUGGUGGAGACCAGGGAGUGAUGUCAAGGACAAAGAAAAAAAGAAAAAAAGAAAAAAAAAAGGGCACUGACAUUCCACUGAAAGGAUGGAGGGAGAUGACCAGGGGACACCUUAUGAGACCACAUAUCCAAAAAGGACUACUGUUCGUAGACCCAACAUCAACAGUAGCUUUUUUUCUGAAAUGUCCCGCCCGCCAGAUUUCUCUUUGUGCUAUGGUUUUCUUCUUAUGGACUAAGACUCAAUCCCCCAAAGCUAUUUAUUGAGUGAAGGACUGUUGGUUUAACAAGAAAAGAAAAAAAUCAUUCUUAAAAAUCAUGUGAUGUGUAAUUUUUGUGUUAUUUCCCUGCCCCUGAGAGCCGCGGGACUCUUGACACGUAUCUAUGUCGAGGAACUAGAGAGAACAUGGACAUUUUCAUUCCUGUUAGCCUUAUUAAGCGGAGAUCUCUUCCUUUUAAGGCUUUGUUGAUUUGAAACGAUCGAGUGUUUGGCUUUCGUAACUUUGCUGGAGCAUCGAGUCUUCUUUUCAAAGGCUUGACACGUCAAAACGGAGACCCCCACGAAAGGAAAAUACAAAAAUAACAUAAUGAUGUUUGACGAGGAGUCGGCGUCCUCGACAAAGCGAUUUAAGAUGACACAAGCUGAGUUCCUCCCAGCUGUUUUAAUGAUAUCUGUUGUUUUCAGAACCUCGUGACCAACAUUGAUUACAAAUGUCAGUAUUAUCUCAAUAAAUCUAU
Messenger RNA from Lampris incognitus (smalleye Pacific opah), 1256 nucleotides. RefSeq names its product chemokine-like protein TAFA-2. The record is from RefSeq and is a predicted model, not a curated record. The transcript has 4 exons. The coding region runs from base 1 to 426 and encodes 141 amino acids. Gene Ontology annotation, molecular function: receptor ligand activity. NCBI's taxonomy places the organism in Eukaryota, Metazoa, Chordata, Actinopteri, Lampriformes, Lampridae.